Messenger RNA from Cylindrotheca closterium, 1314 nucleotides. NCBI's taxonomy places the organism in Eukaryota, Bacillariophyta, Bacillariophyceae, Bacillariales, Bacillariaceae. The record is from the annotation of a GenBank genome assembly.
AUGAGUGAUCAGCAUGAAGAACUAGUUGAGCUUUUUGUAUCUUCCUUAACCGACCAGUUAGUGAUACUAUACUCAGAUGGUCCAUCUGAAGGAACGAAUGAUAAAUUCAUUGAGAGAGGAUUACUGGCUUUACUUGCUAAAAAUGAAACGUCCAAGGAGGAAGAGUUAGUCAUGCAAGAUGCCAUACCACUUGCGAUACAACGAUGGAAAGACACAACUCCUGUUUCGGUGCCUAAAAAGUCCAAAUCGACACCGAUAUCCCUUUUUGAUCAGUUGACGGGAGGCGGGUUUCAGCCUCCUGUAACGAUAGAUGAUAUCAAGGAAGCACAAAGUGCUGAGGAUAGGCUUACAGUCUUCCGAAGCGUAUCUUAUGUUGACGAUCUGCUUCUAGACUGGAAUGAAAUUAAAUCAAUGCUCUUGAGUGAUCUACGAGGGAGCCUACAGGCCAAUGCAGCUGUAGACAUCAUCAAAAUUCAUCGAAAAUACUAUGAUUUGGGACGAGCUUCGUCAGAGUACCUUUUGUUGCAAUAUGGCAUCUGCCACAAUAUUUUCGAUGCGAUAAUGUCGUAUACUCAACAAGAUAAUUCCAAUGCAGAAUUAUUACUCUUACUGAUUAGAACGUGGUGUGAUAUCUUGGUGGACCUUAUCCAACGAGACGUUUUCGUUGAGGAGUUGGUUGGCACUAUGGAGUCCAGGAUGUUGGAGCUUCUCCUCGAUGACUCAAAGUACCAUAUUGCAACGUCAACAGAGAGUAUUCAAUUCUCUACAGCGCAUGUUCUAGCAUUGGCGGAUACCCGUGCUAGGUGGUUUCAAGGAUGGGUACGUUCAACAUCAGUGGGAAGUCUCUUGACAUUACUCGAGAAAACAUCCAUUCUUCCGACCGUCAUCUCGCGGUGUUGUCUUGAUUCCACCGAGACAGAAUCGGAUAAUAAUUCUAGGGCAAUGCAGAAAGUUUUGCGGGAUCAGUCGUUGGUUAUUCUUGCCAGCAUAAUGGAGAAAACAAGAGUAUCGUGUUUUCCUUGGCAUUUGGCGUCCUCCAUUUUUGUCGAUAUUGAGCAGUCAACCGAAGAUGGGCCUGCUCGAACUACGGCUCACAUUGGCAAAAUCAUCGAGAUCUUUCUCCAGACCAUGGCGAUGGAGGAGUCGACGACUAGCUUGCAAGUCUGCUGCAAUGCAUUGGAAGAUGUAUUGUCAGGGUGCAGGGCUGCAUCUGAUUAUGCAGAGCUCAUUUCGAAACUCAACGAAAGAGUAUCCGCAAUGUCGGUGAAAGUACGAAACAAAUGGGAGAAACCGAAUCUUAGAUUGCAACAUUAA